Molecule: messenger RNA, 4465 nt
Organism: Rhincodon typus (whale shark)
Lineage: Eukaryota; Metazoa; Chordata; Chondrichthyes; Orectolobiformes; Rhincodontidae
Product: selenide, water dikinase 1
Exons: 4
Coding region: 229-867 (212 amino acids)
Biological process (GO): L-selenocysteine biosynthetic process
Cellular component (GO): cytoplasm
Molecular function (GO): ATP binding; selenide, water dikinase activity
Source: RefSeq, a predicted model, not a curated record
UUUCAAUGUGUAGUGAUAUGUUGUUCUCCAAUCACUGUAUAGAACUACGUAUGCUGUGCUAGGCGGAUUCCUAGGUCAUCCAAAGUCGUUGGCCAAAUCUUCUGUUUUGAGCUAACUUAGUUUGCACAAUUGUUCAUGUUGGAUGUUAGCCAGUACUUUAGGCAUUUAGCUUAACUGUUAAGUUAACAAUUGAAGUUACAAAGUAUUCAUGGUGCAUUUCUUUAUAAUAUGGUAAAAUUAUUUUGCAGGCCGGACAAUGCAGUACCAGGCGAUGUUUUGGUACUAACAAAACCACUUGGAACUCAAGUAGCAGUUGCUGUGCACCAGUGGCUUGAUAUACCAGAAAAAUGGAAUAAGAUUAAGCUUGUUGUCACUCAAGAGGAUGUGGAGUUGGCUUACCAGGAAGCAAUGAUGAAUAUGGCACGAUUAAACAGAACUGCUGCCGGCCUUAUGCACACCUUCAAUGCACAUGCAGCCACGGAUAUUACAGGCUUUGGGAUCCUUGGGCAUGCUCAGAACCUGGCAAAACAACAACGAAACGAAGUGUCAUUUGUGAUCCAUAACCUUCCUGUCCUUGCUAAAAUGGCAGCAGUGAGCAAAGCGUGUGGGAAUAUGUUUGGAUUGAUGCAUGGCACUUGCCCUGAAACAUCAGGAGGCCUCUUGAUCUGUCUUCCACGGGAACAAGCAGCUCGGUUUUGUGCAGAAAUAAAAUCACCAAAAUACGGCGAAGGUUAUCAGGCAUGGAUAAUUGGGAUUGUGGAGAAGGGCAAUCGUAGUGCCAGGAUCAUAGACAAACCACGGAUCAUUGAAGUAGCUCCAACAAUUGCAACACAAAAUGUUAAUCCAACUCCUGGUGCCACAUCUUAAAAAAAAAAUGCACAUAGAAAAGGUGACUUGUUGCAGUUUUGAUGCCAUCCCAAGAAACUUUGUAAAUUUAACUUGUCUGCCUUGUGUUGGCCUUUUGGCAGAUCAUGCGUGGAUACAAAAAAUAAAUCCAUUGACCUGUUUUUCUGUUACAUUAACUGAAGAUGCACCUAAUACUAAGGCAGCUUCUAAGUUGAGAACUUAAUAUCCAAUACUGUUGAUUCAUUUUGAAUCUUUAGACACUUACUGUCUGUGCCGCAUAGGCUCUCUUAAAGUGCUUCACGUAGAGCACACCUUACCAACAGCAGUGCAGCAGCAUUUCAUUUGUCUGAUCACUAUAUUAGAUGAAAAUUACUUGUCAGCAAAUUUGUUGCCUUGAAAGCUUUUCAGAAAGAGUUACAGUUGUUAUAACGAUUAAUGGAAUGCAGCAGUUUGCAUGAUUUCAUUUGGUCUUUGGUUUGUAAUGUUUUUUCACACAGUUAAGAUGUAUUGUUAGUGUUGACUUUACUCACUUGAUCUGUCUGUAAAAAUGAGUAGGUCCUCUGUGCUAUAUUCGCAUGGCCAGCACUUCACUUGGAAGAGAAAUAUUUCUUUCCAGUAUGGUAAAUCUUAAACAAUAAUGUUAUCAUGGUAUGUUUUCUAUUAUUUUGUAGCAAACACAGAUGUAUGUGUUAGUUUACACUGUGGUUCGCUGUUUUAUCAUGCAGAAAAUGUUACAGACCAAACGAAAGGCUACUGUAAAAUACUCUAAGAUUGAAGCUCAGAAUGAACUACACUAUGACUUUUUAAAAAUAUAAUAAUCAAUUAUGUUGACAUUAUGUGCUGUGGUUAUUAGUGUUAAUACAUUUUAUAUUUUGUAAAGUGAUAUCUGCAUCUGCUUUUCUAUAAAUACAAAUAAUCUUUAGCAUAAUGCUGCUUAGCUUUUAUUUUUUUAAUUAUACUCUAUCAAUUCUCUACUGGUCUGUUUAAUGUGAUUUAUAUUGCUGGUGUCAAAUCUUGAAGUUUAACAUAAUAGUAGUCUAAUGAAUAUUUGAAAUGCCUCUUCCUCUCCCCACAACCCCUGUCAGCCCCCACCUUGUUGUAUGUUACUUUAUUGGUAAGCACAUGCGUUUGUUUCUAUAAUCAUAUAUGUUAAAAGUGUAUAAAGAUUAGGAUUUUGUUUCCUGGGGUCUUUUUUUCCUGCUUUCUCCACCUCCUUUUCUUCCCUUACCCCUUUCCAAUAGAAGUUUCAUAUAGCACAAUAACCCAGUUCAUUAAAUUGGAAAUUUGUUGAAAUUGUUGUUGAUUUCAUUUUUCCCAUUUCCUUACUACCCCUGCAUUGUUAUUUUGAUUAAUUUGUUGUUUUAAGAUUAUUUUCAGUAAUGCAGUGAGAGAUAAAAUAGCUGUGACUUAAGGCUGAUUCAGAAUUCCACGUGCAGCUUUUUGACCAUAGGAGAUUUGUUUGUUCUGAUGUGUGCCACCUUCAUGGUGAAGUUCAUAUUGUGUCUGUGUUUGUGCAUCUGUGUUUGAGAAUGUGGACACUUAAGGAAUUGCAUAUUUUAAUUUGUUUUAAACAGUUCUCUUCAAAUAGAAGGGUAUUGCUUUCUCUGACAUCGUGGAAAACUUCAGUUACUGUCCUACUAUGGUCAACUGGAAGGGGUGUCUAUAAUACCACAAAUUUAUUCCAUCUGUUUACAAACCAUUUCUUUUUCACAAAAACAAUAAGUUUGCAUUCUGAUAGCAACAAUACGUACCCAUUAAAGACUUUUAACCAGUCAUAAUGGACAAAAUACAAGCAGAACAGAUAAUCUAAAGGCGGAGUGGAAAAGAAAUAUUGGAGGAUCAACACAUGACAAACGUGAAACAAGAUGUUUACAUUGCUUUUUUUUGUGCAUGAGGUGUUUGUUAGAAUCUAGUUUAUUCAGCAACCUAGGUACCUUUCUGGGACUUUCGGGAGAAGACUCACAUGGUGGAUGGCAAGUGUCUCCGAUGAUUUCAUUUUUGUUUUUGUGCACUGAGUAGCACUGUCAAAUGAUACUGACCCGAUUGUGGGACAGACUGUUUGUUUGUUUUUCUUCUACCCACUACAGUGCUAACAUUUCAGGUACAAACCCUAACCAGUUCUGUUCAAGCACUAAACUUAAAUUUUUUCCCCUCAUUUCUCCACAGAUGCUACCUUCCUUGCUGUUUCCAUCAACUUCAGUUUUUAUUUCCAACUUCCAGCAUCUGUAGUGUUCUGCCUUUAAGGAAUGAUGCUCUGCCUUCCAGCAUAGCCCAUUUAAUGAGGUUAAUCAUGAUAUCAAAUCUCUUGGGAGUUGGUUAAAUUUUGCUGAAUCAUUGUAUUGACUUUAUUCAUCGUUUACUUUUUAAAAACCUGCACACUAAUGCAACUGUUGCCUUUUUCUGGUUAACUUUCAUGGGUUAGAACAAUUUUCAAAUUUCAAUUUUUUUAUUGUUUGUAUUUCUCAAGCAAGUGCCAGUUUGCAGCUCCCAUGGUACUACUUAAUGUCUUUCAGUAAAUCAACUUGUUCAAGGGAUUCAAUUUUGAUCUUUGCAGUUGCGGUGGCCAAAUCUAUUAAAUACCUGUGAUCAAAGCCCAACACCUAGAGCGGCAUUUCAGAAAACUCGAGGAAUGAAAUGAUAGAUACUGUAAUUUUUAAGUAAAUGUGCAAAGAAAUUGUCAGGCUUUUUUAUUGAGAUCUUCAAAUACAGUUGAGGACUGCAAAAGACUGAGUACUGCCUCAUUUGUUUAGUUUUUAAAGGAGUGAAGCAUGAACCUGGGAAUUGUAAAGACCGUUUGCCUUAACAUCAGUGCUGGGGGAGAAUGCCCAAGAGCAUUCUAGAGAAUGCUAUACAUGUUUGUCUAAAUCUUGUAAAGGUUGUGAGAAAGAGGUGGUAUGAUGUUUGAUUUAUAAAAUGGCUGUGCCUUAGAUAUCUUAAAUUCUGGGUAGGUUUUUUUUGAAAAGGGUAAUCCAGAGGAUUCUCCAUUGUAUUCUUUUUGCUUACUAUUAAUACUGCAGCUCAUAAGUUGAAUAGAAAAGUUUUUUUCUUUUUGAAAAAAAAACAAAUGAGCCUUCUUUUUGAAGCUUCUCGAAUCGAAUUUGAAAAGGGUAAUCCAGUGGAUACAAAUCUACUUGUUUUCUGAUACCAGGUAAAGUUCUAACAGUAAAAGGAAUCUACAGAUAGCAUUAAGUCUGAAUUCUACCUCCUGUUUGAAGAGAACCACAAUUAAAGUGGAUGAUCCAGAGCCAUCUAGUGGUAAUUAUUCUAUACCAUCUGGAUGUAAGCGUCAAUUGAGAAUAUAUACUGAAUUGUCUCUAGACAUUUGUUUCAAUUUACGAAUAAGUUGGCCUCUUUUAUAAGCUUAGGACCAGCUGGACAAAGGACUGCAGCAACCUGCAUAGGAGUUCUGACAAGCCAAAUGUUUAAAAGGUUUUUUGUCUGAAAUAAGCUGCUUUAUGGACCAGUAUUUUGUUGAAACGUUUGGAAAACCAAAUGCUGGUAGUUUGCUCCACGUUGAGCUUCAAGCACCUUUGUAAAUCAAGAGACCAAAUAAAGAGUGAAAAAGAUUGUACUUAUCACUAAUUCUGAUCUCAAAUAAAAUCUGAAAAUUGUGGUCACA